UUGUAGUUUUAAGAAAAAUUAAUAGAUAAGUAUCCUUGGAAUAAAAAUUUAAAAUGGCAGGAGACACUGAACAGCUUCUAAAGGCUCUAGAAAAAAUGGAAGAAAAAAUUACAAAAAACAUUAACAACAAUAUUGAUCAAAAAUUUGAACGGCUUACUAAAGAACUCCAAGAUAUAAAACUUACAAAUAAAGACCAGGAGAAAAGAAUAUCUUUGAUAGAAAGACAACUAAGGGAGAAGAACCUUAUAUUUUUUGGAGUACCUGAAGGAGAAAAAAGUUAUGAAGAGCUAGAAAUCAAAAUAGUAGGUAUCAUUAAUAAGAAAAUGGAAAUAGAAUGCAGUUCUAGAGAUAUUGAAGCUGUCCAGAGAAUCGGAAAGAAGGAAAUAGACAAGAUAAGACCAGUAAAUAUUACCUUUGUAAGACUAGGAACAAAAAUAAAAAUUUUAAAACUCAAAAAGUCCCUAGAGAGUUCCAGUAUAUACAUAAAACACGAUUACCCGCAGAAAGUGUUGGAAAUCAGAAAAACCUUAAAAGAGCAAGUAAGAAUAGAAAGAGAGCGAGGAAAUAAAGCAGUCAUUAAAUACGACAAAAUUAUUGUAACGAAAAACACCGAAAGCUCUAAAAAUAAACCAAAUUUUGGUCAGAAACGACCGCUAAACAUCACUCCACCACAGACAAAAAAUACGGAAGAGAGUCGAAACGAGCUUAUUCCUAACGCUGAUAUGCAAACAAAUAAAAAAAAUAAAACAAUGUCCUACGGAAUACGCCAGUAUACACAAAACAGAAAUAAAGAUAAUACGACACCAGAAAAUCAAUAGCAACUAAUUCAAAGACCAAAGCCAAAAAACACGAGCAGCAUAGAAAAUAGCACAACUAUAAA
Messenger RNA from Maniola jurtina (meadow brown), 880 nucleotides. Its product is annotated as putative leucine-rich repeat-containing protein DDB_G0290503. The coding region runs from base 54 to 818 and encodes 254 amino acids. Lineage: Eukaryota; Metazoa; Arthropoda; Insecta; Lepidoptera; Nymphalidae. The transcript is spliced from 2 exons. The record is from RefSeq and is a predicted model, not a curated record.